AUGGCUAUUGCAACCAUAUUGGAUCCAAGGUACAAGAUGGAGUUGAUUGAGUACUUCUUUCCUCUGAUUUAUCAAGAGCGGCACUCAUCGGAAGUUGAGAGAAUCACAGAGUUGACAAAUAGCCUGACAAAGCAUUAUCAGUUAAGCCUACAAGCCGGUCAAGUAUCAUCUCAGUCUUCUGCUUCUCCAUCUUCAUUACCUUUUGAUUUGGAUGACGACUCUUUGGCAUCUUUCGAUUUAUAUGUUUCUAGUAAGAAAAAGAAGGAUAGCCUGAAGUCUGAAUUAGAGGAUUACUUGGGAGAGAAGCUGAUACCAAGAACUAGAACUUCCCUUGAGUUUGAUAUUUUCGAAUGGUGGAAGGUUAAUGGAAUACGGUAUCCCACCUUGCAAGCCAUGGCGAGAGACAUCUUGGCUAUACCAGUAUCCACUGUUGCUUCGGAUUUGGCAUUCAGCACUAGUGGGAGAGUUGUGAGCUCCCAUCGGAGCCAUCUACAUGCAGACACCUUGGAGGCUCUUAUGUGCGCCCGAGACUGGAUGUGGAAUGAAAUGAAAGCUGCAGGAAUUACUUCAAAGGGCGAUUGCACAUUUGAUGAUGAUUUUGACUUAGCCGAGACCAUGAAGGAUAACGUCACUCUUUAUGAUUGA
This is a messenger RNA of Rosa chinensis, 645 nucleotides long. RefSeq names its product zinc finger BED domain-containing protein DAYSLEEPER-like. Lineage: Eukaryota; Viridiplantae; Streptophyta; Magnoliopsida; Rosales; Rosaceae. The record is from RefSeq and is a predicted model, not a curated record. Bases 1 to 645 code for a protein of 214 amino acids. Gene Ontology annotation, molecular function: DNA binding; protein dimerization activity. The transcript is spliced from 2 exons.